Messenger RNA from Marasmius oreades (fairy-ring Marasmius), 768 nucleotides. RefSeq names its product Phosphomannomutase 1 (gene PMM1). Bases 1 to 768 code for a protein of 255 amino acids. Gene Ontology annotation, biological process: protein N-linked glycosylation; GDP-mannose biosynthetic process; mannose metabolic process. The record is from RefSeq and is a predicted model, not a curated record. Gene Ontology annotation, molecular function: phosphomannomutase activity. Gene Ontology annotation, cellular component: cytosol. Lineage: Eukaryota; Fungi; Basidiomycota; Agaricomycetes; Agaricales; Marasmiaceae. The transcript is spliced from 7 exons.
AUGGUCUCUUCUGACUUUGCAGACAGGCCUCACAAGAAACUCGUCUUGUUCGAUGUUGAUGGCCCUCUCACUCCUGCUCGCCAGGCUGCACACCCAGACAUGAUCAACGCUCUUCGAGAACUCAGGAAGAAAGCGGUCAUUGGUUUUGUUGGGGGUUCUGAUCUUGUCAAGAUUUCUGAGCAGCUGUCUGUCGCGGGCAGUAAAGCCAUUGACAACUUUGAUUAUGCAUUUGCUGAGAACGGAUUGAUCGCGUACAAAAUGGGUAAACCGCUUGCAUCUCAGUCAUUCAUCAAGCUUCUGGGUGAAGAGAAAUAUAAACCCCUCGUCAACUUUAUACUCCACUACAUUGCUGACUUGGAUAUACCCAUCAAACGCGGGACGUUUGUGGAAUUUAGGAACGGGAUGAUCAAUGUCAGUCCUAUUGGUCGUAACGCAACCAUUGCAGAACGACAUGAGUUCGAGGCGUAUGACAAGGUGCAUGGUGUCAGAGCGGCAUUCGUCAAGGUACUGAAGGAAAAGUUUCCCGAUUACGGAUUGACGUUUUCCAUCGGUGGACAAAUAUCCUUCGAUGUAUUCCCAACGGGCUGGGACAAGACGUAUUGUUUACGCCAUGUCGAAGAUGAAGACUUUGAAGAGAUACACUUCUUUGGUGACAAAACUCACCCGGGAGGUAAUGACUAUGAAAUCUUCCUCGACGAAAGAACGAUUGGACAUACCGCUCAGACGUACCAAGACACGAUCGACGUGUUGAAGAAACUGUUUCCUUGA